CACACGUGACAACUGAAACCGAGCAGCUGUUUACAUGAGAAAAGGAAGUAUCCAAAGAGCUUCGACAGCAGAUUUAUUCUUCUUUUGAAACUAAAAUGUCCUCUUAGCUCACAGUUAGACCUUUAAUCCGGUUUCUCCGGUCCCGGUUCACCUCGCGAAGAUGUUGGAAGCGGAUCAGCGGCUGCAGGCUGGAUCCACGGAGGUAGCUGUGAUCCCGGAAAAUCAGCACUGUGGUGAUGUAGCGGACGUACGGAAAGCCGAGCUUGCUCCUGGAGGCUCCCUGCUCGGAUGUCUGGGGGUCCGGGGGCAGCUGGUGGUGUGGGACCCGGCGGACAGAGAGGCUUCUCCGGCUGCAGUGGAGGGCAGCUACCGAGAUUUUUCGUGGGAGGAGGUGUCCGUCCACUCUCGGGGAGUCGGCGGCUUCAGGCUGCUGGCUGUGGGAUCUCAGGGUGACCUGAAGCUGCUGGAGGUCAGGGCUGAGCGGUCGGCCUUCACCUCCGUUCUCUGUGUGUGUGAGUAUCCUGCAGACCGCCUGCUGCAGACCAUCAGAGACCAGGACCCCAGUGUGAGCGAGCUGCAGGCGGUGCAGGUGUUGUCCUUUGUGACUGCCCGCUGCUGCGCUCUGCUGAACUCUGAUUGGCUGCUGCAGCUACAGUGGCAGCAGGAGGAGGAGGAGCCUCAGACGUUAUCCUGCUGCAGAGUCCAGCUGGCCGACAGCGUCUCGUGCUCUGCUGUCCAUCACUGCGUCUCCAUGGAAACCCUGUUUGCCCUCAGCUCCACUGGACUCAUAUCUGUGUGCAGCGUCUCUGAUGGCACUCUGCUGGCCAGCGUUAGCCUGCCCGCCUACCUGAGCUCCAGCCCGGCAGAGGACGAGCUCACCUCUUUCCCCUUCUCCUCCUCUGCCUCCUUCUGCCUCCUCCAGGUGUCGGCUGAUCUGAGCACAGCCGUGGCCGUCACUCAGUCCCACGCCGCCAUCGCCGUCGACCUCAACCACUACUUCAGGAUGUUUCCGGACCACCUGCUGUGCGCCGCCCCUCGGUCACGCCCCCCUCUUCAGCCGCAGCACCCCAGAGACCAGGACAGCCUGUCGAGCUCCAUCUUCAGCGUCUCGGCCCUGGGAGCGACCUUCAGCACCGACCGCUCCUGGGAGGCUCGUCUCAACUCCAUGUACAGCAGAGCAAAACAGGCCACUGCUCCUUCCUCCUCCUCCUGCUUCUCUUCAUCUCAGCCUCCCAGGACCUCCUCCUUGUUCUCCUCCCUCCCCCACCUGGACUCCCACCUGGCUCCAUCCUCGUCCUACAGCAGAGUGCCUCCGGGGGGGAUGACCGUCACUUUCGCCGUCCCCGAAUCGUCCGCUUCAUCUCAGCUCACCGUCUCUGAGUUCUCCGCUCUGCUGACCUUCGUCCGCCCGGGAAACCAACAGACCACAGUUGCAUUGUGGGAUAUGAAGUACGGGAACGUGAGAUACCACCAGGCGGCGGGCGAGGCAGCGCCGGUUCAGCGCUGUGGAGAGCGGCAGCAUCGGCUGCUGCUGAAGAAGGCCGGUGUGUUCCAGGUCCUGUUCUCCGUAUCGCAGCAGGACUUGCUCAGCCGGCUGAUGUUGUUCGGCAGCGCGGCGACAGUGGACGCAGUCUGCCACCUGAACAGCUGGGGGCGCUGCUCCAUCCCCAUCCACGCCCUGCAGACUGGACUGAAGAACCGUCAGCUGGACACGGUCGAUUUCUACCUGAAGAGCAAAGAAAACGUCCUGAACCCUCCGGCGGCAGCGUUCAGCUCUGCUGAUCAGCCCGCCGCCUCCACGCUGAGCCUCACAGACAGAGUGCAGGAGCUGUGUCCCGCCUUAGACCUGCUGUGUUCAGCCGUCAGAGACUCGAACAGCGAAGCUCAGAGCCGACAGUUCUCCGAGCAGCUGCUCAACAUCACCCUGAGCUUCGUGAACACGCAGAUCCGCUCCGUGCUGUCCAACACACACCACGAGGACUCGGGCGUGCAGAGCUGCAUGAACGUUCUGGAUCGGUACGUCGCCGAGCUGAGGAGCUACAUGAAGAGAUUCCCCUGGGCUGCAGGGCCCGAUGUGUCGGCUACCAGAGCUGCGGCUCCGGCCGAGGAGGAGGCUCAGCGGGACGAGUGGGAGCAGCUCUCAGCAGAGGAAGUGGUCCAUCAGUCCAUCCUGACCAAUCAGAUCCCAAGAGCUCAGGCAGUCCUGCGGAGGCAGAACCGGCCCGAACGUCGCCUGCCGGCUCUGAGGAGGGAGGGUCUGCGGCAAGUUUCCUCCUGCCUGCGGCGCCGAGACCUGCAGACCGCCAACACGCUCCUCGCCAACAUGGGUUUCAGUGUGAAGCAGCAGCUCCACCUUAUCUGCCUCCACACGGAUGACAAGGAGCUGAGGGAGCUGAUGGUGGAUGAGCUGUCCAGUCGGAGUUACUUCCCAGAGGAAGAGAAGGAGAGUGUUGAGUUCAUCGGGGAGAUGGAGAAGCUGGGGUCGCGGCCGGCUGUCCGCUGCACAGGAAGUACCUCGCAUCAAGGAAUCCAAAAACUUUCCGGGACUGUUCGGAUGGCUCGUAAGGAGGGAGGCGGUGAGGAGGUUCUGAAAGAGCUGGAGGUGCAGAGGAGGCCUCGGGAAGACGAGGAGGAGGAGCGGGGGGGUCUCUGGAGGACACUGAGACUGGACUGGGUGAAGAACUGGGACCAGAGCUGCCGGACAGCCGUCCUCCUGUCCAGACUGCAGCACGCAGAGCUCAGAGCCUGCGACGCUUCAGUGCUGUGGCGUUAUCUGACCGCCCUGCACGACCAGCGCCGCGUGGUCGACUGGAUCCAGAAUACGGAGACCUCUGGCACCCCCCGGUGGCCGGACUUAACCCCAGAACUGGUGAACGACAGCACGGCCUGCAGCAGCUACAUGAGGGAGAACAUCCUGGACCUGCUGGCCAGGAGAGGCGUGUUCAUCCCGGACGAGCUGGCACACCUGGAGCAGCUGCUGUGGAGGUUGGCUCAGGGUGGAGGCGUGAUGUCUUCUUCUCCUCCCAUCCCUCAGUACCGCUCCCCCCUCGGGCUCGACCUCCACGGCGUCUUUAUCACCUUCUGUCUGGAGCACAACCUUCAGUACCUGCUCUACACCUACCUGGAGCACUACAGACUGACCCCCAGAAACUGCUCCCUCCUGAGCAGUCAGAGCCUCUCUGAGCGGCAGCCCUGGUUCGAGAUGCUGGUGCGGAUCCAGGAGAUCACCAGAGAUCUGUCAGAUCCAGGACUGGUGUUCCAGGCCAGUCUAACCAGUGCUCAGGUGUUAUUACCUGGCAGCCAGGCGUCUCUCAGCAGUCUGCUGUUAGAGGGUCACAGUCUGCUGACGCUGGCCGCCAUCAUGUUCGCCCCCGGAGGAAUUGACCAGGUGAUGGCUCAGGGUCAAAGGUCGGGCAGGUCAGAGAGGACGGUCGACCCACAGCUGCUGAAGAUGGCGCUGGCCCCACAUCCCAAACUGAGGGCCGCCCUGUUCCCUGCCGUCCCCCGAGGAAACGGCCCGCCCUCCGACAUCUCCGUGUACCACCUGCUGCAGUCCCUCCACCCUCUGGACCCGUCCAGGCUGUUUGGCUGGCAGGCAGCAAACACCCUCAACUCCACAGAAACAUCAGAGCUGCCUCACUUCUCCAGCCCUCACCUGGUCCAAAGGUUCGCUCUAAAAGAGAAUCUGGACUAUCUCUACUUCCUCCACCACGGUCGGCCAUCUUUCGCCUACGCCACCUUCCUCGUCCAGCAGCUUAGCGGCAGCGGGGACGUCAGGCUAACGCUGCAGGAGGCCUCGCGGCGAGCGUCCAGGUCGGCCCUGCAGCGUUUCAAUGCGCCGUCUGUGGCGUCGGCCGCCGUUUGUUUCUGUGAACUGCUGGGAGUCUGCAGCCUCAAGCUGAGGGUCGACAUCAGAGCCAUGAACGCAAUCCUGCAGCACUGGAACCAACGCAACAGACACAGCAGCCCGACACAGCAUCUGCACACUCUGGUGUCUAAAGGUGUGAAACUGGUGGAGGCGGAGCCUGGAGCAGCAGAGGAGCUGAUUGGUUACCUGGAAGCUGCAGUAACAGACAGUUUGGAGCAGAGAGGCAUCAGCAGGUGAGGUCGCUGGCAGCUCAGUUUGGCCCCACCCUCCAGGCCCACCUGAGCUUGGCGUUUCAGGACCUGCAGGUUUACUGUAAGCGGAAGAGCUGCGACUCUGAUGAGCAGCAUUCGGUUCUGAGAACUGAGGAGGCGGUCUCAGGGAGCCCGGAGCGCCCUGGGGAGAUGUUCCAGGUGCUCCUGCAGAGCCAGGAGGAGCCGGCACCCUGCAGAUACCUCCUGCAGGAGGCGCUGGUGCAGCGCUGCCCGACGCUGGCGGUACUGGCUGCCUGCAUGCAGGGAGCAGAGCUGCUGCCGUGCCUUUGUGUGUGGGUGCUGACCUCUGUCGAUGAUGUCACCGCCAAGGAAGCCACCUCCCACCUGGCUCAGGCGCCGCAGCAUCACGAAUGGACCGUGCACGACCUUUCCAUCAUCUGGAAGACGCUCCUGGGCCGGAGCCUCGUGAGGCCCCUCCUGCGAGGCUUCGAGCUCUUCCAGAAGGACUGUCCUCUGGUGUUGGUGCUCAGGAUGUUUGAGCUGUGCUGCGACUACAGAAACUUCGCUGAGGCCAAGUCGAAGCUGCUGGACUUCCAACGGACCCUCAUCGCUCUGAGAAACGGUGGUCCUGCGCCCCCUGGUGGCCUCCCCCUGCAGUGGGUUGAGAGCCAGGCCUCGGUGCUGCUCCUCACGAUGCUGCAGCGCUGCUCCUCGCAGUACGACAUCCACCGGCUGCUGCAGCUCCUUGCCGACGUCGACAAACUCCUCAAAUCCAACGGUCCAGAUUUCAGGAAGCUGAACCAGCUGAGUCAGUUGCUUCAGGGGUCAGAGGUCAGCAUAUCUCCCAGGCUCCUGCAGAGCAGUUCUCCCUCCGUCCAGCAGGAGGAGUUCCAGGCGACCGUAGACGCUCUGCAAGCGAGGGGGUGCUACAGCCAGGCGCGACAGGUGGCCCAGCUGGCCGGCCUGCCCGUGCACCGUCUGCUGCUCAGCCAGCUCCUUCAGGAGGUGAGCUCUCAGAGGUCCAAGCGGCAGUGGGGCAGAUUCGAGACCCGCGCCGGCUUCUGGAAGAAAUGUCACGAGCAGCUGGAGGCCGAUGGCACCGAUCCAGACCCCGCCUCCCAGUUCUUCCUGUCGCAGGCUGAGGCUGGCGCUCCAGGGUCUCUGGAGGCUCCGGAGGACCUGCUGGACAUCCAGGAGCACUGCCUGCUGCUCGGGCUCGCCGCCCACUGGCUCUCCCGGAUCACCCCGGCUCCCGUGGACAAACUGGAGAGCCUGGAGAAAGAGCAGUGGCUCAGCCGGAUCCGCAAACGCAUCCUUACCGUCGCCAUGGAGAAGGAGAGCGUCUUUAACCUGCCGCCGCCGGCCGCCAACCCUGAAAUGAACACGCACAAGGCGCUGAUGAAGGAGUUCUCCUUCUCCAACAUAACUCAGCUGAACACCGAGGGGUACCUCGCGCUGGAGGGACUGCCCGGUCCCUCCGACGAGCAGGAGGAGCCUAAUGCUGAGUCGGCGCUGAGUCCAGAGGAGAGGAGCGUUCUGGCCGCUCUGAUUGGUCAGCUGUUAGACGACGGCAGCAUCCAUGAAGCCAGCCGGGUGUGUCGUUAUUUCUCCCUGUACCACCCGGACGUGUGGCUGGUGCUGCGCUGCCGAGGCCUGGCAUCCGGAGAGCUGAGCGACGAACCGCCGGAGGACGACUGUGAAGCUCCCGCGAGGGCAAGCAUCACGAGCUCUCCCUCAGUCAGCAGCCUGUCCUCCUUUGUGAUGCUCCCCCUCCCCGAAGAUGAGGUCGCCGUCCAGCUCCAGAAACUGGUGGAUCAGUGUCGCCAUGGCAACAACUACUGCAAACAAGUCCUCAGCCUCUACCAGCUCUCCAAGGAGCUGCAGUGCUCCUUCAGCAGCAUCUGCAGGGAGGAGCCCUGCUCGGUGCUGGAGAAGCUGCUGCUGUCCGAGCAGCCGGAGCGCUUCAGGAAGGCUCGGGCCUUCGUCAAAGCUCAGGGUCUGUCUGCAGACGCCGUGGCUGAGCUCAUUUCCUCCGCUAUGGUCCAGGCGCUGCUGGCCUCCACCCAGGAGCUGCAGCCAGUGGUGGAAAAGCACAUUUUCAGACUGUUGGAGGGCAGGGACGCGCUGGUGCAGCUGAUCAAACUAUGUGACGACCCGAACCUGGUGGGACUCAAACUGCUGGAGCACCUCAACUCUGUUCCUCUGAGGGACCUGAACUGCAUUGUAGAGCUGCUGAUCGUGGCGCACGACUGUUUCAGUCUCACCUGCAACAUGGAGGGGAUCGUGAGAGUGCUCCAAGCCGCCCGUCACCUCAGCCACACCUACCUGGCUCCAGGAGGGCACUACAGCCUGCUGGUCCGUCUGCUGACAGGUAUCGGCAGGUAUAACGAGAUGACGUACGUCUUCGAUCUGCUGCAUCAGAACCACUGCUUCGAGAUGCUGCUGAGGAAGAAGGUGGACACAGACAGAGGACAGAGCUCCAGUCUGAAGUCGGCUCUGCUGGACUACAUAAAGCGCUGCCUCCCCGCAGACAGCGAGAAGUACAACAUGGUGGCACUGUGCUUCACCAUGAGGAGGGAGAUCGGAGAAAACCACGAAAUAGCCGCCAGGACGCAGCUGAAGAUGAUCGAGUCUCAGGCCUGGGUCAUCACGCCGGAGCUGAAGAGCUCAUUGGUCAAAGUGCUGGGUCUGCUGAAGGACGCGGCAGAGAGCUUCUCCAAGGAUUCGUGUGUGCGUCAGGCGACUCGCUGCAUCCGCACAGCUAAGCUGGUCGCUCUUCAGCUCCACUUCCUGAAUCAGGGAUCAGACCUGCGCAUCAUCAACCUGCGACCUGCUGAGCUGCUGGGCGCCGCCAUGGCGCUGCCGCGGUGCUACCAGGUGUUCGUGGUGUCGGAGGCGUACGGCUACAGUCCGGACUGGGCGGAGAUUCUGUACCAGAAGGUCGUCCUGAACGGAGACUUCGGUUACCUGGAAGAGCUCAAACGCCACCGCCCGCUCACCUCCACCCUGUUUGAGGACAUUUUCAAAAAGCUGGACGGCGCUCCCGGCAGCGUCACCUCCAACGUCAAGCGCCUGCUGACUUACUGCGAUGACGUGUACAGCCGCUACAGGCUGGCGUACCAGCAGAACCUGCACGACAUCACCAAGAUGCUGCUGCAGGACGCCAAGACGUCGAGCUACCUGAGCGACAGGCUGGGCAGCUGAUCGUUGCCUGGCCGCAGCAUCGUCGUGAUCAAUAACCGCCAACGACAGGAAACACUGUGGAUGUACAGGAUGUGUUAGUAGAAAAAUGCCGUGUGUCCUUCUCACCUGAUGGAUGAUUUCUUUCUCACUGGGUGACCAGGAUUUUGUUUCCUGGCUCAUCGGUGGUUAAAUAAGCACAAAGUCUUUGUAGAAACACAUGAAUGUGAACAUUAAACAUGCUCUUUCAACUA
Haplochromis burtoni (Burton's mouthbrooder) is the source of this 7514-nucleotide messenger RNA. RefSeq names its product SPG11 vesicle trafficking associated, spatacsin (gene spg11). The record is from RefSeq and is a predicted model, not a curated record. Lineage: Eukaryota; Metazoa; Chordata; Actinopteri; Cichliformes; Cichlidae. Gene Ontology annotation, biological process: axon extension; synaptic vesicle transport; chemical synaptic transmission. Gene Ontology annotation, cellular component: synapse; axon; dendrite.